UGAGCUGUUCUGAUUUGGGUGACUACUUUGUCUUAACUUGCUCUUUGCCUGAAUCUGUUGAACGUGGUACAAAAUGUAACUUGUACAUUGGAGAAGCACAUCAUCCAGUCUCAACAACACCCAUCAUGAAGAAAACCACCUCAAAAAAACAGCAGUUGUGUCAGUUUUAUAUCACGAGAGGCGUUUUGCUGAAACACCUACAAUUAGUUCAGCUAAAGGAGGCCAGCUGUGAUUACAGCCUGGAACAUGAACCCAACUUUGCUUCUGCUCGUAGUGAUGGAUGCAGCUUGACUGAUUCAUUUUCUGGUAUAAAAACACAAGGUCUGGUUCCACCUGAGCUGACAGUGACUCCACUGGUGAUCACAGAGUCAGACUCAGUCACUGUGAACUGUCAGACUCCAUCAUCUGUUCCUGUGUCUCAGUGUCACUUCACUGUGACGGGACAUUUACGUCUUGGAGACUCGUCUUGUCUUCAGACAGUGACAGGAGCUGAUCUGUUGCACAUGACAGGUCAGAGGUCACCUGCUGAGGUCAAACUUACAUGUUAUUACACUGUGAAGCUUGGAGAGAGAGAGUCUACAUCCACAGACAGUCAAACAUCAUCCAUCACCAUAAACUCUCUUCACCAGCCUGAGCUGACAGUGACUCCACUGGUGAUCACAGAGUCAGACUCAGUCACUGUGAACUGUCAGACUCCAUCAUCUGUUCCUGUCUAUCAGUGUUGGCUCUACUCAGUGAGGGAUCAAACCUCCAGAGUCGUCUCUUGUCAUCAGACACUGACAGGAACUGAGCUGAUGAAAAUGACUCAAAGUUCACCUGUUGAGAUUGAAGUUACAUGUUAUUACAGUGUAGAGCGAAGAGGAACUAUAUCUCUGUCUCAAUUCAGUAACUCUAUCAUCAUACAGAGUAAGUAG
This is a messenger RNA of Betta splendens (Siamese fighting fish), 914 nucleotides long. RefSeq lists its product as uncharacterized. The coding region runs from base 126 to 914 and encodes 262 amino acids. The transcript has 4 exons. NCBI's taxonomy places the organism in Eukaryota, Metazoa, Chordata, Actinopteri, Anabantiformes, Osphronemidae. The record is from RefSeq and is a predicted model, not a curated record.